CCCAGAGAAAAAGAAUUGGAGAGAGAGAGAGAGAGAGAGAGUAACUGCGGCGACGAUGGUCUAGGGCUUCUUCUUCUUCUUCUUCUUCUUCUUCUUCAGUAAGCAAAGAGUACAAAUAGCUCCGGCCAUGACCACCAGAUUCCUUCGACUGCUUUUGCUCUUGAGCUUUCACCUUCAUCCAUCUUUCUCCGGACAGACAAGCAUGAUGGAGUCAGUUCCUGACCUCCAGAGUUCCAUGUACAUGAUGCUUGAUGGAUAUCCUUGUGUUCGGCUACUCAAUCUUUCUGGGGAGAUCGGUUGUUCGAAUCCUGGAAGAGAAAAGGUUGCUGCUCCUAUAGUAAAACUAAAUAAUUCCAAUGAGCUGUCUCAAAGAUCUGCAGUUUUGCUUGCAGUGGAUGAAAUUGAAAGCUUUUUUACCAGACUAUUGAAUGAUACGACCUUUGCUAGCAAUGUUGCUGGUGUAUUGGUUCAAUCAGGGCCUGAGAUUCAGACUAAGUUGAAAGGAUUCUCUCCAGCUCUAAAGUUCCCACAAUCAGACUUUGCUCCUUACAGAAGCACCAAUUACGAGUGGAACCCGAUUGGAUCUGGUUUAAUGUGGAACACGUAUAACUUUCCUGUAUUCUUACUCUCCAAGAGUAGCACAUUGACCCUGCAGGAGGCUGCCUUAAAGAAUGAGAAGAGCAAGAAAUCUUAUACUGCUGAUGUGGCUGAGUUUGAUUUGGUGAUGCAGACAAUGAAAGCUGGCACUCAUGAUUCUGAAUCUUGUUUAGAGGAAAAUGCCUGCCUUCCUUUAGGUGGAUACAGUGUUUGGUCAUCGCUUCCUCCAAUCAAUAUUUCAUCAGCCGAGCAGUCCAAGCCCAUUAUACUUGCUGUAGCAUCAAUGGAUUCCGCAUCCUUUUUUCGUGAUAAAAACCUUGGUGCUGACUCCCCAAUAUCUGGACUGAUUUCAUUGCUGGCAGCAGUUGAUGCGCUCUCUAAAGAGGAUAUUGUGGAUGACUUUACUAAACAGCUUGUAUUUAUUGUUUUCACUGGAGAGUCCUGGGGCUACCUUGGUAGUCGGAGAUUUUUACUGGAACUGGAUCUUCAGUCUGAUGCUGUUAGUGGCAUUAACUACUCAUUGAUUGAAACGGUUGUUGAAAUUGGCUCCAUUGGGAAGGUCCUCAGGCAAGAAGCUAAGAACUUUUUUGUUCAUACCGCUGGGACUUCCUCUGCUACAAAUGAGACGCUGGAUGCUUUGACAAUUGCACAAGACUCAAUGAAGUCUGAUCACAUUGUUGUCUUGUCUGCAAAUACUUCAAAUCCUGGGAUACCUCCAUCUUCCUUGAUGGCUUUUCUGAGAAAGGACUCUCUAACCUCUGGGGUUGUAUUGGAAGACUUUGAUACCGUAUUCACAAACAAGUUCUACCACAGUCAUCUUGAUGAUUUAUCAAAUGUAAACUCUUCAGCUAUUGUGGCAGCUGCUUCCCUUGUAGCACGCACCCUUUACAUUCUUGCCAGUGGCAAUAAAAAUGCAAGCAGUUCUGCCCUAACGUCUAUCAAUGUAAACGUUUCACUAGUUGAAGAACUAAUGGGUUGCCUAUUAGACUGUGAGCCAGGUCUUUCCUGUGAGCUGGUAAAAAAUUAUAUAACACCAGCUAGUACGUGCCCCAGCAAUUAUGUUGGUGUCAUCCUUGAUGAACCGUCAUCCACCCCGUAUAUUGGAUAUGUUAGUGAUAUUUCAAGGUUUAUAUGGAACUUCCUGGCUGAAAAAACCUCUAUUGCGAAGGAAAAUGCUACCUCUGUUUGUUCUAAAGAUUGCAGCAAUGAUGGUAAAGUCUGCAUUAGAGCAGAGACAGAUGGAAAGGGAGUCUGUGUCAUCUCCACAACCAGAUAUGUUCCUGCUUAUUCAACACGGUUGAAAUUUGUAGAUGGAUCGUGGACUGUAUUGCCUCCAAAUAACUCUGAUCCCAUGGGACUGCUGGAUGCUGUUUGGACAGAAAGUAACUGGAACACAAUUGGACUCCGAGUCUACACAGUCCAAAAUUCUUCUUUCGAUGAUAUAGUUUUACUUGGGAGCAUUGCCAUUACAAUCUUGGCUUACCUCACUAUAGUGAUUACAAGGGCCUUUUUGACAAAGGCUUUAAAGUGUGAUUGAUGAGAAUCAUCUUUUGCUGUUUGCAAGGUUUGCUUUAUUAUGAGCUGCAUCCUUGCUUAUAAUGUGUAGAUCUGUAUUUCAGCUCUACCUGAUGUUCCAAAUAUUGUAAUUCUCGAGCUAAACUUCACUCUGAAAAUUAGGGACUUGUAUGAAAUUUUCUUAGGUGAGCGUAUAGAUUCUAAA
Argentina anserina (silverweed cinquefoil) is the source of this 2317-nucleotide messenger RNA. RefSeq names its product nicastrin. Gene Ontology annotation, biological process: protein processing. NCBI's taxonomy places the organism in Eukaryota, Viridiplantae, Streptophyta, Magnoliopsida, Rosales, Rosaceae. The transcript is spliced from 16 exons. Bases 128 to 2134 code for a protein of 668 amino acids. The record is from RefSeq and is a predicted model, not a curated record. Gene Ontology annotation, cellular component: plasma membrane.